Molecule: messenger RNA, 1446 nt
Organism: Metarhizium brunneum ARSEF 3297
Lineage: Eukaryota; Fungi; Ascomycota; Sordariomycetes; Hypocreales; Clavicipitaceae
Source: RefSeq, a predicted model, not a curated record
AUGGCUCAGACAAAGGAUGGCUUUACCUGGACGCCUUCUGCUGGCCGAAGUACCGGGCUGCCUUCGAUCAGUGUUGUAUCGCCUCCCGUCCACCUUGCCGCUCCGAAAUUGCUCGUCUAUGACGUUAUCGUCAUCGGCUCCGGCUAUGCAGGAUUGACUGCCGCCAGAGAUUUAGCCGUUCAAGGCAAGCAAACACUUCUGGUAGAGGCUCGCGACAGGUUCGGAGGCCGGUCGUGGAAUGCUAGUAUUAAUGGCUCUAAUUACGAAAUGGGCGGCACCUGGAUUCACUGGCAUAUGCCACAUAUCUACAGAGAGAACCCAGGCAGUAAGGAAGAUUAUUGCACCUUGACUUCAGGUGACGACGUACGAAACAUGUCCCACGACAUGGAGGACGAGAUUACUGGCAAAGCCUGGGAGCUUUUUUGUAAUAUAGAUGGCGACCACCUGCGCCAGACAUGGAAAUAUCCCUUUGCCACUGGGCAGUCCCCGGAGCUCAUGGCUAAGUGGGAUCAGAUUUCCUGCCUAGACCGGCUUAAUGAGAUUCGACACUUGCUCACAAAAGAGGAAACAGCUGUUCUAGAGUGCUUCCUCCAGCAGAUGGGUGGUAAUUCCCUCGACCGCAUGGGACUGCUAGACGCACUUCGCUGGUGGACCCUGGGUUCACAUGAACCAAAUGGGCUGAAUAAUAUUGCCCUGCAUACAAGACUCGGUAGCGGCAAUAGUAGGCUGCAUCGCCGCAUGUUUGAGCACACACUGUCAACCGGAAAUCUUUCCUACACUUUUAAUACCCCUGUGUGUAGCAUCGAAGAAUCCACCGACGGAAUAGUGAGCGUCAAGGCCCGUGGUGGACAGACUUUCAGAGCAAAGGCUGUUAUUUCCACUAUACCUCUAAAUGUUUUGUCUUCUAUUACCUUCAGCCCUCCCCUACCCGCUGUCAAACUCAACGCAGCCUUGGAAGGGUCUGUCAACAAGUGUAACAAAGUUCACGUCGACCUCAAGGGCCCUGAUUUCCUCUCAUGGAGUGGCAUGUGUAAUGCUGGAAAGGGCCUUAUUUCUCUCUUUGGAGACGGCCUCACUCGUGCAAACGACUCUCAUCUAGUCGGUUUUGGGCCAGAUCCCGAGAGACCGAAUGGAAUCAAACUCGACAACAUAGACGCGAUCAAGGAAGCCGCUCUACAUCUGCUUCCCAAAGAAAAACGCGACAGCGUUGAUAUAGAGAGAAUUGUUUCUCACGACUGGAACAAUGAUGAGUUCUCGAAAGGCACUUGGUGUUAUUUGCCUCCCAAAGUCACUACCAAGCAUCUGGAAGCUCUUCAGCAGCCACAUGGCCGUGUGUUCUUUGCAAGCGGGGACUGGUCUGAUGGGUGGCGAGGUUGGAUUGAUGGGGCUGUUCAGAGUGGUAUGCAAGUUGCCCACCAGGUAAUCCAGCUGCAGCGUGCUAGUUGA